GCCGCCUCACCUGGCCCGGCUCGGCCACUGGCAUCUGAGAUGUGGCUUCAGCUGCCUCAGCCAACGUCCCUCCUGAGGGUCACGAUCCUUUCCGACUCGUUACCUUUUCUCUUUCAUCUAGUUUAGCCCUGAAACAGUGAGCUUGAAGAGUGGACACAACUUACCUUUUCCUAGGAAGAUGCCCUUCGGCUGAUGUUCUUGCAGUGCAAGUUGUUUGUAAAGGACCAGAAGGCUUCCCAUUAUCCACCCCCCCAAGCCAGCCGGGAUGGUGAGCCUUCUCAUCCCCUUGUGCUCAGCGGUGCCGCUGUCUGAAUGCACCUCGAAAUGAAUGGGACAGAACCAUCCUCAGGAAAGCUUGCGAGCGCUGCUAACUUGGAAAAGGCAACCAGCUCAGUGUCUUCACCCAGACAUGCAGAUUCCCCAACCUCGGUGUCCAGUUUCAGUUCCUCGGAUUCUGAGGCAGAUGUGAAAGACGUUCUCGGCUUCAUGCGCAAAUUCCUCGGUGAAAACUGCCAGGAUAUAUCUGAGAAGCUGAAGUUCCUGGAUUGUGUGGACAUCAUCAACACGACCUUCGACGGAGAGAAGAAAGAAGGAUUUGGAGAUCACCACGGCAACCAGUCUCUACUGAGAGACACCCUGAAGUUCCUUCUCUCUGAAACGGCUUCCCUAGAGACUCAAGAGCGGGAAGGGGCUCUAGCCAGGAUCACCAAGCUCAUCCACUGUAUCACAAGCCACUGCAUCACCAAGGGAAUGAAGGACUUCAAGACUGGCCAAGUGGCGGGCUACCUCACCCUUUGCUGUGGAGACCCGAGUGAGAAAGUGUGCCAAUGGGCGGCUGAGGGACUCCACCACCUGUACACCUUGGUCCUGCACCAAAAGAGGCUUAACAAGGCUGAGGACAACCAGGCGUAUCUCGAACCUCUGCAGGAGUGGGAGGAAGAGAAGAUAUUCUGGCUGGCUUGGUUCUCCGACGUCAGCACCACCACCAGGGUAACUCUCUCUCAGUCGGGACGCUUGGGCCUGGUAUUCAAAAAAUGCCUCCGUGUGGAUGAUCAGAUGGAUUUCAUGCUGAUUGCCAUCAAGGCCAUGAGAGAGGAUGAUAUGCACAGCACAAAGGCUGCCUGCCUUAUGCUGAAAGCCAUGCUGAGGAACCCCACGCCCAGCUUUGUGAAGGUGUCAAAAGCUGUCAAGUUCAUGUAUUACAGCUUGGAGCACAUCAGCUGCCCCCCAGCCCGACAGAUUGUCUUCCAUUUUCUCCAUUUGCUGGGGAGUGGCCACCCUCAAGAGGUGGUGGAGGCCUUACUCCGAUGUUCCCUGCAAUGUGACAGCUCUGCCUCCAGCAUGUGGCACGUCUUGACCUCCUUUACCAGCCCGGCACAGAAGGUCCUGGAUGUUCUGCAAGCCACCCUGCAGGAGCGACCCCUCCACCCUGCCAGCCCUGGGUUCAAGCCAAACAUGGAUCCUUUAGCUGCUACUGCAGCUCUUUAUGAGAUUUUGAGAAAUCCAUCUCCUGCCUGCAAAGAUGUCCUGAAAGCAAUGUAUCCCACACUGUCCAUUGCUCUUCUGUGCCAUAUCUCCUACACGGUGAACUUCACGCCCCAGGAGAUUGACCAUUUUUGGAGGUCCUGCAUCCAGCAAAAACUUCCCACUCCUCUGUCUCCAUUCAGGUCUGCCUUGAGGACCUUCAGGGCUCUGGUCAGGCGCGCCAGUGACGGGGAUCAGUCCCUCAUCAUGAAUAAGAGGAGAGGCUCUGAGCUCCUGUGCCAUCAUGCAACUCACCAGAAAGGACUCACUCUCUUUGCCAGAGCGCUGCUUCGGAACGAAGGGUGUGAACAGAUCUUGCCCUACCUGAUAGCCACUUUGGACGCCAAAGAGGACAUGAUCCAUCUCAUUACAAUGAUCUUUAUUGUUGAGAUCCUGGAUAGGGACAUGCUGGAUGAAUGCACAGAAGAUCUUAUUAUCCAGCAUCUCUGCACCCAGCUGAAGUCAAGCAGGACCCAGUUCCGAACCCUUUCUCUCAACGGCAUGCUCCGUCUGACCCCUUAUCCAAAGAAGGUGGCGAAGCUGAAGCCGGCCGUGCUGGACCUUCUGGCCAGGCUGAAGGAGGCCAACCGAGAGAUCAAUGUGAAAGCUCUCAAAGUCCUGGAGCCUCUCUUGAAAACUCUGGACAGCAAGGAGCUGAAGCUCUACUCCGUGGAAGUGGCGACGCGGGUGAUCCCCCUUUUUGAUGACGCGUCCAACAAAGUGAGGCUGGCUGCUGUCGCCACCUUCGUCGGCCUCCUGGACGUCACCAGAAGGGGGAGCAGAGAUCUGAUGAAACAGUUCACCAUGCAAAGUCUGGUGCCCCUCAUGUUACAUCUUCAGGAUGAGAGCGUCCCGGUGGCCCAGGCCUGCUGGACUGCUCUCCGGAAAGCUGACCAGUUUCUGAAAUCCUUCAUCCAGCUGUCCAUCCACGUGAAUGACCCCUGGAACCUUUGCACCAGCCUGGUGACGCGCUACCGAGAGCAAGGGGAAGGGAUCCUCCUGGAACAGGCGUUCGGUUACCUGGAAAACCCCAGACGAUCUUUGAGGGACGGAGCCAUCAGGCUCUUAGAAAUCAUAGCUCAAGCGAGCAAGCACAAGGACACCGUCACUGCUAUCACAACAGUCCUGAACCUGGUGCAGCUAGAUGCUAAGCCCUCCGACAUCUACUUGGUGGCCUCUGAAAUCAUUGAGACCAUCGAACGUGACUCUUCGGGAAACUUCGUAGGGAGAUGUUUCGACAGAAUCAGGACCAUGUGCAGGAGAUGAGAUGCCUCCUUGGUGGAGGGCACAGAGGACAGAUGCUGCUGUUCCUCUUCAGCGGGUUGGACACCUGGCCUGAGUCACCGGAUCCAGACACCUGCCCCUCUGCCUGCGGUUGGACCUCUUCAUUCCUGGAUCCUUCUCAGUUCCUGCCCCUCAUCCUUGUAGAACUCUGGUUAGGAAAGAGGGAGUCCAUUGCCCCACGGAUGAGCUGGUCCAGGGAGAGGUGGGUCCUUGUCCCCACCAGGAACCCUCUCCUUGCUAUGACAUUGGUCCUGAUGGAGGCUCUCGAAAAACCAUAGCUUCAUUUUCAGAAUCUGGUCAUUAAGGAGGUUUCGUCCUUAACAUCACUUUUAAUUUUUAUUAUUAUGAAUGCAGUGUUUGUAGUAUUUAUAUUUCACCUUUGUUUACCAAGGCUCGUUCACAACAGCGUACGGAAUAGAAGAAAUGAUGGAAUAAAACU
This is a messenger RNA of Pogona vitticeps (central bearded dragon), 3247 nucleotides long. The record is from RefSeq and is a predicted model, not a curated record. Lineage: Eukaryota; Metazoa; Chordata; Lepidosauria; Squamata; Agamidae.